GGCACCCACUGGGUCGAGCUGUUGAUGUACAGAUCUAUCUUUAUGUAUAAUAUUGGUUUCAGGAGUACCAGGGCAUUUCUAUUUGGCCAUCCCGCAUAUUCUCACCUCUCCGAGCUAUCGCCCUGACUGGCAUCAACAGCUGGCACUUUUCGACCACUUCACUCCCUUCCACUUACCCUCCGACCAUACGCCAUCCUCCCUCGCAGUUACCUGUCCUCUUCACUCCCACGGCCUCGUCCGUAUACAUCGGCUGGCCCGAAUCGCCGCCUUUCAUGUCAUUUCCCCCGCCCCACGGCGUGCCUUCAUUCACAAGCUCCCAAGGAUCCCAAGACGACACAUUUUGGCGACAGAAGAACGGUCAUGGCCAUUCAAGAAGCAGAGUCUCGGACGCGGUCGCUUCCAAGUUCAACGACCUCUUUAUAGAAGAGAAGGGUUUGCCAAUGUACAAAGAUAAACCACACUUCCCUUCUAAUCGACGGGGAGGUACAUUCCAGCGGAAAAGAGUCUGGUCUUUAAUAGCACUCUUGUCGAUACUUGCCUUAUGGUGGACUGGAUUAUUACCCGGCUCCUCCCCGAGACCGGUUUGGGACCCAGCAGAUCACCAACAUACAUCCUUAAACCAUGAGAACUGGGAGGAGCAGAGGGAGGCCGUGAAAGAAGUGUUCAAAACGACAUGGGAGGGUUACGAGACCUUCGCUUGGGGCAUGGAUGAAUUUUAUCCUCUGUCGCGGAGAGGCAAGAACAUGGUGGAGGGAGGGAUGGGUUGGAUCAUAGUCGAUGCGUUGGACACGGCCAUCAUGAUGAACUUGACCGAAGAAGUCGCCAGAGCAAGGGAAUGGAUUUCCACUUCACUCAAAUACAACGCCAACCACGAUGUUAAUACCUUCGAAACCACCAUUCGCAUGCUGGGAGGUUUGCUGUCUGCCCAUUAUCUAUCAACCACGUUCCCCCAUCUGGCCCCUCAACGAGACGACGACUUCAAUCAGCCCGGGGAGGAUUUGUACAUCGAGAAAGCCACUGAUCUCGCCGAUCGACUCCUGGGAGCCUACGACAGUGCCUCCGGCAUCCCCUACUCGUCCGUCAACUUGAAUACUUCUCAAGGUUUGAUCAACCAUCUCGAUGGAGGUGCCUCAUCUACCGCCGAGGCGGCGACUUUACAGCUCGAGAUGAAGUAUCUAGCCAAGUUGACCGGCGAACCCGUCUACUGGGAGAGAGCCGAGAUGGUCCUCAAAGCCAUUGAAGCCCAGAAGAGAGAAGAUGGUUUAGUCCCCAUAUACAUCUCUCCCGCUACAGGCGCAUUCCGCGGCGAAAACAUUCGCUUAGGGUCUCGAGGUGAUAGUUACUACGAGUAUCUCAUCAAACAAUACCUCCAGACAGGAAGGGUCGAGACCGUGUAUCUGGAUAUGUGGGAAGAAGCACUCGAAGGAGUCAAGAAGCAUUUAAUCACCUAUUCCAAGCACUCAUCCCUGACCAUUCUUGCCGAGAGGCAGAAUGGCCUCCGACACGCGCUCACACCGAAAAUGGACCAUCUUGUCUGCUUCAUGCCUGGCACGAUCGCACUCGCCGUGACGUCGGGGGAAACAGUUGCAGCCGCAAAGGCUCGACUGGGUUCCAGCUGGACCAAGGUUCACGAUGAAAACUUGCGUCUUGCCGAGGAACUGAUGAAGACUUGCUGGGGAAUGUACAAAGUCACACCGACUGGUCUGGCCCCGGAGAUCAGCUACUUCCACAUCGACGACCCACCUCGCCAGUGGGAAGGCCAUCUUGACCCAAACUGGUCGCCUCCCACUUCCGCCGACCUCAGCGAUGCCGCAGAUGCCGAGUGGCGACUGGACUAUGACAUCCAUGACAACGACGUGCACAAUUUACAACGACCGGAAACGGUGGAAUCGCUGUUCUACAUGUGGCGCAUCACCAAGGACAUCAAGUAUCGACAAUGGGGAUGGGCAAUGUUCGAAGCAUUUCGCGAACACACCAAAGUCGUCGAUGACAUCCACGGUCAUAUCUACGCGUAUACAUCGCUCGACACAGUCAUGGAGAACCCGGUCAAACCCCGCAAACGUCGAGACAACAUGGAGAGUUUCUGGUUGGCCGAGACGUUGAAGUACUUCUACCUCCUUUUCUCAGACGACGACAUGUUUCCUCUCGACAAGGUCGUCUUCAACACCGAAGCUCAUCCACUGCCCGUUUUCGACAUCAAGGGAAGUAAAGUCUUCAAGACCGGUUGGGAGAGAAGUAAUGAAAUACCAGCGUCUGAGUCAAAAGAGGAUCUUGGUGGUCACACUGCAGGCGAAUUCGUCCAACACCGCAAUGUACGCUUCGACGAUGGUGGAGCGCGAUUCGAUGCCGAUGGAAACCCUCUCCGAGCAACACCGCCAGAUUUCAAACUUAAACAGCAAAACGACCUUGACAAUGUUAAUAAUGGUAAUGGUCAUGGUAAUGCCGAUGCCGAUACCGACCUCACUCAUGAUCAAGAUCACGACCAUGACGAUACCCUCGAACAUGGCCAUAUCGAACAAAGCGGCAUCGAUCAACCGCACGAAGAUCAUUCAUUGCUAGAAGCAUUCAGUAAGGGGUUCGGCAAGAAGUCGGAUCCUGUUGCAGACAUUAAUGUCGACUGAGUGAAUGGGAUAGAUCAAGUCGAGGAAAAGAUGGUUAGUUUGAGUUUGGGUAGCUAGUUAUUGACGCAAGCAUGGAUACCGACCUUUUGCAUUAAGAAUCCCAUACUAUAGGGAAGGGGCUGGUGGAAGGUGAUAAGGGGGAAAAGAAAGCAUCAAGAACAACAAAGAGAAGUUGGUGAAUUGUCUAUCACAUCAUUUGGAUUAUGGGGUUGUUAUUUGGGACACCAGAGCAUGUUUGGCAAGGAUUGUAUAUCACCUUGUGCCAUGAGAUAGAUGCUCAGGCUAUAUCCACUGUAUGAAAGAUGAAAAACAGAG
Messenger RNA from Exophiala mesophila, 2936 nucleotides. RefSeq lists its product as uncharacterized. The record is from RefSeq and is a predicted model, not a curated record. Lineage: Eukaryota; Fungi; Ascomycota; Eurotiomycetes; Chaetothyriales; Herpotrichiellaceae. The transcript has a single exon. Gene Ontology annotation, molecular function: mannosyl-oligosaccharide 1,2-alpha-mannosidase activity; calcium ion binding. The coding region runs from base 273 to 2621 and encodes 782 amino acids. Gene Ontology annotation, cellular component: endoplasmic reticulum; membrane. Gene Ontology annotation, biological process: N-glycan processing; carbohydrate metabolic process.